Molecule: messenger RNA, 172 nt
Organism: Diversispora eburnea
Lineage: Eukaryota; Fungi; Glomeromycota; Glomeromycetes; Diversisporales; Diversisporaceae
Source: the annotation of a GenBank genome assembly
CUCACGAAAACAAAAUAUCUUUGAUGAGCAACCUUCACAAGAGCAAGAUAAUAAAGGAGAGAAUGUGAAUAAGGGUAAGGAAACAAAAACUUCAUUACAAGAACAAGCAAAAACUAGAGAAGAGGAUGAGAUUGCACGACAUACAGUUCGUGCGAAAUUGUAUUGUAUGUAA